Molecule: messenger RNA, 1200 nt
Organism: Saccharomyces mikatae IFO 1815
Lineage: Eukaryota; Fungi; Ascomycota; Saccharomycetes; Saccharomycetales; Saccharomycetaceae
Gene: PEX12
Product: ubiquitin-protein ligase peroxin 12
Exons: 1
Coding region: 1-1200 (399 amino acids)
Biological process (GO): protein import into peroxisome matrix; protein monoubiquitination
Cellular component (GO): peroxisomal membrane; peroxisomal importomer complex
Molecular function (GO): protein binding; zinc ion binding; ubiquitin-protein transferase activity
Source: RefSeq, a predicted model, not a curated record
AUGAGCUUCUAUUCAAACCUACCGUCUGUUAGGCAAUCCAAUCAGGGGGCUCCAACACGUAGUGGAAAUGGGGUGGGAUUAGAACGAUUGUACCCAACUAUCUUUGAAAUAGUGUCAUCACAGGAAAUUGAUUCCUUACUGCCCAUCUCGAUACGGUACCUAUUAACAAAUCAUUUAGUGGCGAACUUUCCCAACAGACAUACUCUGCGGCUGAACAACUACUUUUCGGAAUUGUUUCAAGUGAUAAAAGGAAUCGUUGAAUGGUAUCAUUUAAAGACGUACAAUUCGACGUUUAUUGAUCGAUUUUAUGGCCUGCAACUGUUCAAUUCGAAGGACCGAAAUCUUGCCUUGACGCAAUGCUUAAAUCCUAAAAACCAGAAUUCGUGGCCUCAAGGUUUGCAGCUAACCCAGUGGCAGAGAAAAGUGGUUUUUUUGGAAAAGAUUAUUCUCCCUUAUAUUACAACGAAACUUGAUGAAUUACUUGAGAAGCUAUCAUUGAGUAACAUAUUCAGCAAUAGUGAGAACGAAGAGAAAUGGGUCAAGAGGGCUUUUUUGAAAAUCUAUCCAUUUUUCAAGAAAUUGUUUGCAUUAUCUAAUUUAUUCAUCAAAUUGUUAUUCCUGACUAAAAGAACUGGAUCGGUUUCGUUGUUACAAUACUUAUGUAACGUAGAGUACACAACAAUGAAGCCGCUUUUUCCAGCAAUGUCUAGCUUCAAAGAAAUGAAAGGGAUGGAGAGUAGGUUGAAGAAAACAAACAUGUCGUCAAUGUUGACGCUUAUGAAAAAUAAACUAUCGAUUAUACCCAUGUUUCUCACAUUCAUGGGUUCGCAGUUCUUUCCCACGUUUAUAUUCAUACUGAGAGUAUACCAAUGGUGGACCACACAGGACAUGACCACUAAAUUGCAGAAAAGACUGAAUGACCUGGAUAAAGAUAUUCCGAGGCCGCCAAUCUCCUCACAGAAUGACAAAACGAACGGUGAAAAGAAAGUUACAGAGGCCUGUCCUGUUUGCAGAAAGACUAUACAAAAUCCCUGUGUAUUGGAAACGGGUUACGUGGCGUGCUACCCAUGUGCCAUAAGCUAUUUAGUUAGUAAUGAGGGCCAUUGUCCAGUUACUAAUAAGAAGCUGUUAGGUUGUACAUACAACAAAGAAAUGGAUAAAUGGGAAGUUGUGACAGGAAUCAGAAAGCUACUAAUCUGA